Molecule: messenger RNA, 30203 nt
Organism: Porites evermanni
Lineage: Eukaryota; Metazoa; Cnidaria; Anthozoa; Scleractinia; Poritidae
Source: the annotation of a GenBank genome assembly
CAUGUGACAACAAAAUGGUUGACUUGCAGAGAACUUUGUGCUUUGAUGAGGAUAUUUUACCAUGCUUGUUAAAGGAAAGGGAAAUAUAUAGUGGGCAAAAGGCAGAACAGGAAAAUGGUAUUGUUAUGACAGGUUAUUUCUCACGCUGUAGCUUUCUAUUCAUCUGAUUCUUGUGUGUUUUCGGUCGAGGUAAACCAGAAACUCAAAAGGGUUUUCAACCCUUUAUGAGUUUCUGGUUAAACCUAAUUAUAAUUAUCUACAUCUACAUCUACAUAAAAUUUAAAAUCCUUCAAUGGGGGGUACCCACCACUACAAGACAUGUAUUUGAUAAAAUUCAAAAAAAUAAAUAAAUAAAUAAAUUGGAAAUUGAAAAAAACAAAAAAAACAAAAACAAAAAACAAAACAAAACAACUAUCAAUGUAGUAAAUGUCACUUGCUAGUUAAAAACUUCAAUUACUCUAAUCUAAUUUAAGUGCUUUCUGAAACAAUGGGUUUUUUCUAUAUUUACAACAUUGCUAGGCAAUGAAUUCCAUUCCUUUAUUGUCCUGCAAUAAAAAGAGUUUCUGCAGGCCUCAUGAUCUCUUGCAAAAAAAUUUCAUCAGCAAAAGGUUUCAAUACGCUAAAGCUUAUGUUAAUUGUUCCCUUUGUUUUUUGUUCUGGGCUUUAGAUGCAGCUACGGUGAAAAAGAGGCUUCAGGUUCACAUUGUUGGACAGGAGAGAGAUAAUGCAUUAAUUGUAUCUUGGAAUGAUACAAGUCCUGGUGGUUCUGUAAGUAUUGAAAUAAUUCUUUAGUCCAAAUGGUUAAGAUAGCAGCUAGUCUCCCUCGUAGCCGUUUUUUGAAGCAGAACUGCAGAAAUUUUUAAAAAUAGUGUGACUUUUAUAACCAUCACACUGAAGAUGAUGGAUGUACCGUCGAAACAUGUUUGUUGAAAUUAAAAAGUCGCACUAUUUUUAAAGAUUCUUCAGUCAUAUUCACACGCAGAUCCACACCGGUUUCCACGGUUUUACAAAAAUUGGUCCGAUAUUUUAUGAAUAAAUAUAUUUUAAUAAAAAUAAACCUUCCAAGUUGAAAUCUGGCCAAUAUCCUAUAGGCAUGAAUUACUCAGAAACCCAGGAAAGGGGGCAUCCUUGUUCCCAGGGUUCUCUCUUACCGUCCCUGCAAAGGGACAGAGAGAGAGACCCUGGAUGGGUCUGGUCACGUGGCUCCAGAACAACUCCUCCCUAACAAGAACCCAACAAGAACUCCUCCCUCAAAUUCUGAGGGAGGAGUUCUUUGACUCACAAUUUUGUGUCUCGUUCAUGCAAUGAUCCCAAGGGUUCGCAGGAGGAAGAUAGAUUUGCUAACCCUAUAACUAUAACUGAAACCAUGGGAAAUUUCUGCCUAAACAGAACUGCCACUAGAUAAACAAGUUUAUUAUUUUACUAGAGGAGAAGGCAAAAACUUGUGUUGUUGCAGUUUAAUUGACACCAAUCACUAAUAAAAAUCUACGAUCUUGAGUUCUACACUUUUUUAAGUGUAUUUAUUUUGAAGGGAAAAUCCCUCUAUGUUAAACUUGCAUUGAAAGUAUCAAUUUUGCCUGACAGCGGCUGCUGGUUAUUGGGCCAAAUCAGUAUACUGCACAACCUACACCAUUGAGGGUCUUCGGUCUUCGGGAGCAGGGACUUCAUAUUUGCUGAACCGUCAAAAUAUAUUUUAGAUCAAGUGACUUUCCAGAAAGCUAUAGUCUGAAAUAAAACGUCAGCUUUCUCCACCCCCUAACCUUUGUUAUGAUGGACAAUAGAAAAACUUAUCACUUUUAGUGGUAGAUAGAGAUAUAUAGUUCUUACAAACAAAUGUAAAGGAUGACCACAAUGCGACAGAUGACAACAGGAAAUCAUGCAGUAUAAACAGAGAAAAAACAGACAACAUAACCUUCCAAGCGAAAGGCUUUCUUGUAUAUGGUCCAUAUGAAAACUUUAUUUAAAAACAUAAUCAACCCAGUGAUUUCUUAAUUUUCUCUAAAGCUAAGCAUACCUAACCCUCCCUCCAGAAAACUAUUUUAAAAAAAGGAACGAUUAACGAUUGGCGGUUGUGCAUGCCAAUUUUAACAAAGAUGCUUAUGGCCAUUCAGUUGAUUUUAAACGACGACAAAAAAAAUUAAAAGACACAAAGCCAUCGAUAAAAAUAUACUCUUUCUAGAUUCUGUUUACCUCUUUUCAUUUGAGCAAUCAAACUGUGUCUGGGCGGCGUAUUCUCUCUUCCUGUUGCUUUGCCCUAUUUGAUUCAUUUUCAAUGUCUGUGAGGACGUGGCGACGCUUGAUACAUCUUUUUGGUGCCCUUUCGAACUAUUAUGAUCUUAGUCUUGAAAACAAAUACAUUAAUCAAUUUUGUUUUCUAACGUGGCCUCCACAUGUAACAUAGAAAUGGCAAUUCAAAUCCAGUGCGUUUUGAUCGGUAUGAAUACCACUGCAUAAAUAAUUUUUGAAUGCACACUAGGUGAAUCCGCGAUUUCCUCAGCAUGUGCCAAUAUUUGAAGAGGAAAGUAUCCCGAUAGAAUAACAUCCAGAUAUUCUGAAGUUCAUUAUGCUUUUGCUUUUAAAGGAUUUUGUGCAUUAUUUUCGGUAUUCAAAAUGUCUUGACUAGUCAUGACCUUUAAGACAAGGUCAGACACUGUUUGAUGGCUGCACUUUGCAUCUACGUUCUGCAGAGACAAAUCUCACACUUAUCCACCCCUCCCCCAAAUCGUUUGUUUGUAAUCUCCCAGAUGCUGGGGGACACGUGACCAGACCCAACCAGGCUCUCUUGGCAGGUAGGAGAGAGAACCUGGGAACGAGGUUGGAAAGGGGACUGUUGUCUACCAUAGUUUUUGGAAAGUUGUGACACAAAGGAGCCCGCUGUCCAGAGAAAAGGGGUCUGGAAGACUAGAUAAUAAAUGGUAGGAAUUUUAGAGGCUGGGGCAAAUGGGAGAGGCUUGCUAAGAAUUUGUUCAUGUGUGAUAAGUUAUAUCAGCCUUUGCUUCCAAAUCUGUGUUUUUGUGAGAAAAGGUGGGGGAGAGGGGGGGGGGGGGGGGGGGGGUUGGGGGGUGAGGUAGGAUGUGGUAUGUGUGUGGGUGGUUGGGGGGUGGGGGGGGGUAGUGUGUGUGUAUUUGUUGUUUUUGAGUGGUUGGUUGUUGUGGUGUGUGGGUUGGUUGGUGGGGGGGUUGUAGGGGAGGGUGGGGGGGGGAAGGGGGGAGGGUGUUAGGAUGGUUAUAGUGUACCCAAACAAUCCACAUACACUAUAAAUUGAUAGUGAGUGCCUAUGUUAUGCAUCCUUAUUACCUUCUCUUUGACCAGCGUUUCAUUAUUUAAGUUUAUGUUCUGGUUUAAUGUUAUCCCUGGUUUAAAUAUUAUUUUCCUCUGUUUCAAACUCAAGGCAAACAAAAGAAAAAUUCAAGGUUUAAAAAUUUUACCCAAGGGAUAAAAUUGAACCACAACUUUAUAUACAUCAUUAAAUUCUAAUUAUACCUGUUCCUUUGUUAUGUUGGUAAUUGAGAAAUUUGAACUUUGCAUAUAUGCCUGUGUUUUUUUUUCCAGGUAGUGAAUGUCUUCUAUUUUGCUAUUACAUUUUUCUCUAGGGAAGCUAUAAAGUGACAUUUUUUGGACUUUAUGAGCCUUUUCAGCACCAACUUAGGGUAUGCACGUGUAUUUAUUUUGAGCAUUCAGUGACUUUACAUUAAGAGUAAUAGAGUAAUUAUUUAGGAUUGAAAAUUAGAGCUACGGUAUGACAUCCUGCAUAUUGUGCAUGUCAUUUUUAUUUUUAAAAAAUUAAUUUGGAGAUUUAAUGGGACAGUUAUUUAAACAGAGUUUAGCCUGUGUUUAAGAAAACCAUGUUCUAAGCCAUUUUCAGUUUGCCCAAAGCUUUUAUCUUAACUCAAUUAAGCAUACAGUGUGGACUGGAAAAGCCCUAAUUUUCUUAAAUCAACCGACUAAGAAAGAGGUCUGGAGGUGAAAUGAUUUCUAAAACUGUGGCCUAAGUUAGAGUACUUCAUUUAAAUAAUCAAGCCAUUAAUUUUUUAAAGAAUUAGUAAGAACGGUUGAUGUUAUAACCCCAUUUCCUUUUGUUUUAGAUCCUCUUUAUUCAUGACAAAAAAGUGACAGUGGUAGGGGCAUCAGUGAACCAAGAGCGGACCCUCCUUGGUGAGAAUAGAUAUCAAAUUACAUAGAAAAUAAAGAUAACUAGUGACCAGCCCGUAUAUUAACUCUAUAAAAAUUCAUAAAGGCCUCUGUUAUUUAAAAAUGAAAAAAUUAAAAAAUCAAAAAAAUAAGAAAGAAAAAGCUCUCAAACACUAGGGAAUUUUUGGUGAGGUUUUUCUUUAGAAGUAGUUUGAAAAUUUUUACUGUGAGAAUCAAAAAACCAUGGACACCUGUCCUGGGAUAUUGUUGUGUUGAAGGGAUAAGGUCAAUCAGGUGUGAGAAAACUAUAUAUGGUAAGUACCAUUGUUAAUUAUUUUCUGAUUUUUUGGCUUGCUCUGUUGUGGCAAUCUUUGUUGUGAUUGGUCACAACACAUUAAAGUUGCUUGAAAUGAUAAUAAUUGUUAUAUUAUUUCAGACAACUUUAUCUUGUUAAAUUCUGAUUUUCACAGUAAACUAUUAUUUGAAUUCUCAAAAUUAAUAUAAAAAUUAAUCUCAGUGAAUUUGCACUCAAUUUUUAUAUCUUUAUAUUUUAUAUUAGCGUUCACUGUUACAGAGUGUUACUUUGGAUUGGUGGAUAACCCAUCCAGCCCGGUAAUUCCUGGUUAGUAUUAAUUGUUGUUAAUUUCAUGUAAUUAAUGUCCACAGGACAGCUGAACAGUAGAAAUACAGAAUUAUAUUCUAGUUGUAUGUAACUCAGAAAAUCAAGUAACUUAUGCAAAAUUUGUAGUUUUUGUCUAAGUUGUUUUUUUUCUUAGUAACCACUGUAGUAAAAAUAUCUUGUAAGUGUUUGAAAAAAAAUAAAUGCACCCCUUAAAUGCAGAACAAUAUGUACUCCUACUUCUGAUUUAUAUCCGUUUCCACUGUCAAUAAUUAUUUCUCAUCUAUUUACUGAUUAAUUUUGUUCUUUUUCAUGUCAUCUCUGCAGCAAUCUACAAGUCGUUUAUAGCAGAAAUUCGACCGCAGAAACGUAUCUACUCAUUGUCCAUUGAAAGACAUACCUUCCAAAGAGUCCAGGUGAUUGUAAUUAAGUAUAACUUUACCCCCUUGCCUACCAGAGCUAAAUACACCCAGCAACCAGCCAGACCUUUCUCAAUGACUGGAGUUCAUUUCUUCAGGCAACUUGAAUGACUGAACUUUUAAAAAUCACUUCAUUUACCUACAGGUGUUUAAGUUUUGGGGCUGUUAGCUAUGGCACAAAAUUUAAUUUGGUGUAUUGGUUUUUUUUUUUUGCUAGUUUCUCUAUGGGGAAUACCAUGGUUAUGGAAGUAACUCCAAGAAAGAGUCCCAUAUGCUUUUUUUACACCACAAUGUAGGUAUGUUGCACUAAAGUGUAUGUAAGUACAUAUACAAUGUAAGCUGGCUGUGUUUAUUUUUUUCUGGCCGUGCAAUGCAAUUCUAAAUUAACAAUCAUCCUCUAAUACAACCUAUAUGCCUAUUUCAAGAAUGUAUAGGGACUUGUGGGACUUGAUUUCAUUGGGCAGCUGAUUAUCUUAAGUAUUGUAGCACUCAGUGUAUUCUCCUUGCAAUGCAAAACAACAUAUAAGAGUCUGUAAGUUUUCCCUAGUUUUAUCGGUUAAAGGCAGGCAUGGAUCCACACCGGUUUCCACCAUUUUACAGAAAUAGGUCAGAUUUUUCAUAAUAGAUAUAAUUCUGAUGAGUAAAAAGCUUUCCAAGUUGCAAGGUUUCAUCUUAGGUGAAUGUACUGGCCAAUAUCCUAUCUGAAUGACUUAAAAACCCAAGAAAAGGGCACUUCAGGAAGUUAAUCUAAAGAAUUUCAGGGGGGAGCUUACAGCUGUACCCCCAGACCCCCACCCCCCCCCUCUUGCCUCCUCUCCUAGAAGCUUGCGCCUUUGACGCUCACUGUGUAGGAAAUCGGUCGGUAUUUAUCCUAGAUCCGGGCCUGAAAGGUUGAUUGUCUUUCUAUUUCAGCAAUUGGGUUGUAUCACAUUCCCAUGGCCAGAUCUGGAGAUAGGGGAAUGGUGAGGUUCUAAAGACCUUUAUUCUUAUUCAUGUCCAAACAAUGUACAUCUGAUCUUUAAGAAAUAAAUAGUAACUCAGUAUUUGAGACAACAAUCAUGCAGUGCAUGAGCUGCACGUGCAAGGCAGGAGAUUACAGUAUUGAGUUAACUAUCUGUGUUAGCUUGAUUCAACCUAUUUUUUUCACUGUUUUCUAUUAAGGUUGAUAAAUAAUGGUAAUAGGACUGAGUGGAGUCCAAUUCGGUCUGUAAUCAUACGAGUGAUUAACAAAAUCGGAUGUCGCGUAGCGGGAGUCCGUCCGAUUUGUUUAAUCACCGAAUAGGACGACAUGAAGUUCUGUUGCCAAUUAAUCAUAACUAUAACAAAAUUUGUGAUAUUUUACGCCUUUUCUAAUCAAAACACGAGCAAUUCUGAGAGUCUCUUAUGCUAGCAGUGAAAAAUGCCAUUUAAGCGUGCACAUGCGAUGGUGCGUACUGUCCAUCCAAUUAUAGGCAUGACGUGUACUGUACGUCCUAUUACACCAUCCUUUUUUUUUGUUUAUAAUUUUGUUUUUAUUAUUAUUUAUUUUGUUUUUAUUUUUUUUCUAUUACAUCAUCCUAUUUGUGCUGAAAUCAGGACAGUUGAUAGCCAAUCAGAUUUGAGAAUUUUGCUAUGUAUGAUUAAUCAAGAAAUUCUGAUACACUAUUUUGUUAUUUUUAGUUUAUAAAUGGUCAGCCAAGAGUUCAGCAAGUGACAGACAAAUUCUUUUGGGCUCAGUGGGACAGCCAAUAUCAACGCCUUUACUUAGUUUACCCAGAGUAUAAGGUAUAGUAUGACGAUUUCUUUUUCUGUUGGAAUCAAUCCUUCAGAAAAAAAACUUACCAUAAUUAUUCGAAAGUAGGUUGAGUUUGAUCGUCCGGGUGAACGUAGUCCUGAAUAGGACUGUUGUUGUUGACAGUGACUGACGUUUCGACAACCUGUGCGGUAGUCAUCUUCAGAGUCAAAGUGAGUUGUAUCACGUCAGUUGAUGGUAUAAUACUCUGGGUAUUGAUCUGAUUGGUCAAUUACGUCGCGAUGUUAUUGGUCGUCUGUCAGUUGAGCCGUGAUGUUAUUGGCUAUGAAGACUCGUAAUCAGUAAUUGGUGCGUUUCGAUCCGUCUAUUGUCAGAGUUAAACAGUCGUCUAUUGUUAGUCAAAUUGUCAGUUCUCCACUCUUUCUCUCGUAGUUAGUUUUGCUUGAUCUCGUCAAUAAGUCGUUUGUACGGCGCUGGUAACUGUUGGCUAAGAUUCAGCGGCGUUUGUUCUAAGUUAGUAAACCAGCUUUCUAAAGUAAGACGUUGAUAGUAGUCUGUAGAAUACCUUAUACAUGUCGCAGAGUUCCAGUCAAUUUGAUGUUUCGUCUGUAAAUGGUGCUCAGCAAUGUGAUUGUUCAAUCAAUCAAUCAAUCAAUCAAUCAAUCAAUAAACUUUAUUUACCCUCGAAUUUACAGUGUAGCACUCAAGUGCUAAUAUCUUCCAGCCAACUACAUUAAUAAAUUAUUAUAAUAAAAAGUUAAUUCUAUAUAACAUAUAAGAUAACUAACGACCUAGACAACUAACUUGCAAAUUAUCUUGAUGUAGAAAUGUUUUCAGUUCCUGCCGUUUUAAGUAAAUUAUUGUUCCCAGUAGAUAUCAGUCGUCGAAAAGAAUUAAAAUCAGAAAUUGUGGACAUCACCAUUCCUCGUUGCUCGUUUGUGUUCGAUCAGUCGCGUGCUUAGGUUUCUGCCGGUUUCACCAAUGUAAGAAGCCUGGCAGUCGCAGCAUUUGAUCUUGUAUAGUGCUCCCUGUCUGUCCUCCGGUUUGUCUUCGUCCUUGACAUUAGUAAGCAGUCGCCGUAAAGUGGUUAUCAGUUUGUGUGCAACACGUAUAUUGUAAGGUUGUAAUAUGCGUGCAAUAGUUUCCGAGGUGCCUCUGAUGUACGGUAUAGUCGCUGUCGUAACAGGGCUAGAGUUGGUCUGAGUGUUGGAAUCAGUGUUACUGUGAGUGUUCCGUCUAACAAAGUCCGUGUUGUAAUUGUUCUUACUAAAAACGUUGUUAAGAUAAUCAGUCUCGCCUUGUAGGCUGUCAGGUGAGUCGCAAACUAGUUGCGCUACGUCUCGUCAGAGUCCGGAUAGUAGUAGCCUUGUGAGAGGUCGGAGUGUACGAAGACUGGUCUAGUAAUCGGUCGGUAUGUGCCAUAAUUAUUCAGUUAAGCCGUGCUCUGGACACUUACUAAAUUUUUGGACUUUCAGAGUGGGUACUUUUUCGAGGUGGGCACUAAAUUACUUGAUUCUCACCAUUUUCUACAAGUAGAACGUUUAUUUUGCCACAAACUGGUAAGAUGUACCAGUGGAUAAUAUUAACUGAUACUUUUGUUUUGUUAGAACAAGUAUGGUUUAUAUGUUGAACUUGAUGGGGAAGAUGUCACACCUGACCUUAUCUUUACAUCAUAUCAGUUUAAUGAGAGAAGAUCUCAUUUCAGAGUGGUAAGCCUUAGAAUGACUGUUGUAGACUGCAAAACAGUCCGUAUUUUUGCGUAUUCAAGAACGCGCGAGCAGUCAAACAAAAGGUCUGGAAUGAGGCUGAAAACAGAGAGCGAGACUGGGGAGAGACGCUAAAACUACGGUUUUUUUUCUCUCGUCUCAUACGCCCUACGGGCGUGUGAGGCUCGCGCGCUUCGCGCGCGUAAGACUCUUACACCACGUGUUACCGAUUUCUUUACUGAUUUUGAGAAAAAAACCGACUGUUUUGCAGUCUAUGACUGUUGCAACUGUUAUAGCCUAUCUUAUUAUAGGAAAUUAACCCUCCAUGAAAUUAACGCGAAUUUCGAAAAUUCGCGUUAAUUUAUGUCCCGCAAAUUUUGAUUAACGUCAGUUUCCGCGACCUUAAUUUCCAUGAUCAGUGGCUGCAAAUUCUCAAUAUACUGGUGACAUUCUUCACACGUAAGAAAAAGAAGUAUUUUAUCAAGGUGGAAAUCCACCAAUAACAGUGAAGCUGUGAAGAACCCUCCAAGUGGCCAGAUUUCUUCGGUUGACCCCCUUCGGACGUUUAGGGAAAGUACCAUGAACAAAGGUUUCAUUUCGGAUUAUACGUUCAACUUUGUUCCUAUUGUCUCAACAAGUUUUGUUUCUUUUCGAACAUCGUGUUAAUUUCCUUUAUUUUGAAACGUUUCCCUCUCUCUCGCGUUGAUUUUCUGUAUUCAAAAGUCGUUUUCCACUGAAUUCACGGAAAUUUUUAAGUCGCGUUAAUAUCCAAUACCUUAAUUUCUUGGAGCGUUAAUUUCCUAUAACAAGACGCUGUCGGAGCGUCCACUUGGGUGUCGUUGUAUUACGCGUAUGUGAGGAUUUUCUGUACCAGGCACGUGUGAGUGCCGCAAUGUUGUUAAUUGCUAACGAAGACGUGAAGCCAUAGUGGAUGUUGCUUAGUAUGUAAAUGGGUCGAAUUUUUCCCCGGAAUUCCUAUCGUAAACUGGGUCAAUGAAUAGCAAACGCGCAAGACAACCAAGAAAUGUUAUGGACUGGUAGCAACCUCUCCAUUUUGAGUGGCAAGCAAACGCGCAAGUGAGCUCUCACUUUCUUUCCCCGCACAUUGCUCACGCGUCUCCCCCUCGAGCCACUCGCGCGCGACUUCUCUCGACAUCCCAUAAAUGGAGUGCUUGCUCGCGGGCUGUUAAGGUUUUCAUUGCUGUGAGAGAUGGUUCAUCAUCAUCAUAAUGGCUCAGUCAAUUCCAAGCGUACCCAUACCCCUAAAAGCAUUUGUCAAGUGCUGACAUCUCCUUUGGCUCUCGACAUCUGAGGAAGAGUGGACAAAAUUGUUCAAACUCUUGUCUUAGCCAAACCCGUCGAUUCCAAUCUUUUUUGCGAGAUUUAAUAUCUCCAAUUAUCGGAACAAAUCGCUCCGUUUCUAGGUAAGAAAAAACCUCCUUCCAAACUGAAAAGUAUCCCUGUUUUGUCUUGAAUUGUUGAAAAUGCCUCGCCAUGAUUUUGUAUAAUGUUGUAAUAAUGUUUUAUGUUGGGUAAAUAGGUAACUCAGCACAAAGACAACGUCUUUGAGCAACAUUUUGAAAUCUUAACUUCAUCAUAAAACAGUUCGAAAACAGCAAAAAUUUAUAAUUAAAGGGAGGUUUUGGAACACCACAUUAAACUAAAUAAUAACAUCAGUGAAAAGGAAACACGUAAAAUGUUUUGGCCUUUUCCUUUGAAAAAGCUGUCGUGUAAAUUGUAGACUUUCUCAAGGACUGAUGUCUGCUCCGGACAUGAUACAAACACCUUGAUAUUCAAACGAUCAUCUUUCUAACCAAAACCUUUCCCAAGCAUCUCGAAGUCUGGCAAGAUUCUUCAAAAACAAUAAUUAUUUUUCCAAAUUUGUUGAAAGCUGUGCCUGAAAAAAUGGGGAAAAAGAUAGAAAACUCAAGAUAUCCAAACACGUCAGGUCGAACUUCAUGGGAAAAAGAGACUGCAAUAUCCUGAGUUUUUGGCUACGUGGAGUUCAGCGGUUUAAGUUGCGUCAUGACUUGGAUUGGUUGCUCACUUCAUUUUUGGCCUUCGGAGCGGCGCGACGGUAAAUUCGUUCCACGUUGCAUGUACACGAUGAAAACAAACCAACAAACAAAGAAACACCUCCAAGCCUUUCCUCACCUCUUUCAGAAGACCAUAAAUGAUCGAUUUUGGACUUUUUUUCUACGAAGCAUGCGAACCAACGCUUGUAGCCAUUGUGACCAUCAUUUAAAUUAAUUAAACCAGAAGUCAAGAUAGUAGCAAACUAAGUAAUUUUCACCAAUUGCUCCUUUUAAACAAUUUUAUCUCAGCAAUCAUUUUCAAUUGAACCAAGCGAAUGUUUUUGUCCCUUUUCUUCCAUUUCCCGCACGAAAGUCACUAGAGCACAAUACUAUAGCUAAUUCAGUUUCACAUGACAAACCACAUUAGGUCACGGUCGUGCAAUCGGCUCAUCCGUCAGCUUAGUGUCUGAUUAGUGGCACGCUAGGGAAGGGGUUCUGAAGGCACAGACCCCCACCUUAUUUUUUAUGGCCAAACUAAGGCCCUCAGGGGCUGGAUUAUUGGGGCCCCCACUUACUUAACGAUCUGAAUCUGCUACUGUAGAGGGAAAAAGGCCGCAAGUCCCUCUAAACAUUUCACCAAGGUUUAAUCAAUAAUAGUUUGGGGAAAUGUUGAGAGAGACUUCAGGCCUUUUCCCUUUGACUCCCAUGGUAAGUUUAAUGUCUCCCUUCUUUGUGUGGUGGAGAGUACAAACUAGACUCUGUCAAACGGCUGUCAGUUGUGCAUAGUCUAGAUAGUGACAGAAUUAUUUUAAGAUCUAUAUGGAAAUGCUUAAUUCCUGUGGUAACUAAAUCUCUUGUACUUUCAGCUUAACUUCCCACUUCCUUUUCCUGAUGUGGAUCUUUUCUCUAAGACGAGGUAAAUGUUUGAAUACAUAAAGUGUACAUACAAUGCAUAAGCUAUGAGGAUGUUAGUGGAAAUCAGUUACAUUAUUUUAUCCUUUCAGUUGUUCUUUGCUUUGAGAUUUCUCUUAUGAACCUACUUAUUAAGCUGCUGCUUCUGCAAUGCUCCUUACACCAUUUCCAAUUUGCCACGUACUUGGCCUUUACUAGUGCCAGUCUAGAACAUGAUUUUAUUUCCUUAAUGCAAAUUCUCUAAAUUCUCUCAUAUGUUGUUAAGUGUUUACUGUUUAACACUCUGAAUUAUUUUGCAGUCAUCCAGAGUAUAUUGAUGUUGCUCUUGCUCAGACUGUCUCAGGUAAAUAGCAAUCGUUCAGUUGAUAUCUGUUCGGAACUGAAAUUUUAUUUUCUGUUAGACUGUUCGGACGUCUGGGAACUAGGCCCUAAGUUAGUCUUCCGGGGCUCGGAUCCCCCUUUGGUUUUUUUGACAUGUGUUUUUUCGCAUGCGUUGUGAAUUCUUGGAGUUUGUUCAUCAUGUUUAUGUUUCGUAAAUACUGCUGAUUUAUGCAAGAAAUCGUUUUAUUCAAUAUCCAUAGCAUUCAUGCUUUUUUUUAAGUGGGGUAGAGUUACCAUAUUUGUUUCAAAGAGAGUCACAGCGCUUAUCAAACUUUUUCAACUGGCCAGUGCAUUUUUUUGAGGUUGCCGUUAAGUCAAAGGCGGCGCUUAUUUUAAACUGUGUAAUUAUUUAAUGUGUUAAGGAAACAAUGAACAGUAUGUGUUUUACAGUCAAACCUCAUUGUACGAUCACCUCCCAUAAGCGACCACUUAUCCAAAACACCCCAAUUUUUUUAGUCAAAGCUUUUUUAGUUAGAACCUCUUGUAAACGACCACUUCUUGUAAGUGACCGCGACCACUUUUAAGGAUGACUUUUUUAAUCUUCUAAGCGACAACCUGAUACAAUAGUCUGAUCUUUGUGUUCGCUGUAUACUCUGCUGCUCAAAGUAUGAGAAGAACUUUUGGAAACAACGUGGAUUUAAAUAUAUUGUAACCUAAAAGUUACAUGCAAUACAUUCUCUCAAAAAAGUAGAUAUAUCAGGAAUUCUCCUUGUGAAAGACCUCCUGCAGCUCGACUCUCAUAAUCGACCACUAAACUCUUCGCAUUUUAGGUGGUUACUUGGUUAGGGUCUUGAUUGCAGUGAUGAGGGUUGGCAUCAAGCCUUCUUCACGUACUUAAGGGAAGAUGAAGGAAAAAACAUAGAAGAUUCUGGUAGUUGUAGUAAAGUGACAUCAUGGUCAAAAUAGCCUAGUAGUUUCUUUGCAAAAAUUCACUGUGUUGAAAUAACAAUUUUCCCAUGUUUUAUUACGUAUACUCUAACACGGCUUUUUUUUUAUGCAGAGAAACAUCUUAAUAUGCAAGUGGUUUCUUUACCUAGCAAAGGUAAUGUAAAUCAGUUGUUCAAGUGUUUGUAAGUUCUUGCCGGUGUGUUUGUCAAUUAAUGGAAGUUAUAACGUAUAACAGUCCCUAUUUGAAAGUACAACAUACCUUUCCCUAAUUUAAGAGGCACAUAGUACGACUGUUCUGCCGCCGCCUUUCAGUUUGUGAAUCUUGCUUUGUUCGUCUUCUUCUGAUAGUCUUUUUAAAGUAAUCCUUGACCUUAUUAUGUGUUCGUUGUGUUAUAUGGAAUGGUAAUGUUUGGUAUCUUUGUUUUUAAUUACAGGUUCUUUUUAUAUUUGCCUUCAACACCCAGUAUCUGGAGAAACAACUGAAUCACAGGUUAAGAGUUCUUUUGGUUUAUCCGCCCUAAAAGGACUUCUCCUGUUUAAAAGGGCUAUCUCAGGGGUUUCAAUAUUGCUAUUUUAGGUCAUUUCUUUGCUGAAGUCAUUAUCAAUUUAGUGCCUUUACCCAUACACAAAAUGCUCCUGCAUGUACAUGUAACGUUAUAAAAAAGAUACAUUUGUAUAUACCAAGACAAAUUUCAUCAGGGGGCAAUAACCAUAAUAAUCUUUUUGGUGAUUUCUGGAGACAAUUAGGAAUUCGAUUGAUGCAAAGCGUCGUUUUAGCUUCUUAAAAAGAUCAUUAACAGAUAGCGCGACAUAACCCAUUAACGUAAGUUUAGAAGAGUGAGGGGUGCAUAUUAUAAUUACAGAGCUCUUCGGGACCAUCAGCAGAAGGGCAUCCCAGUCAGUUGGAGUAUUCUGUCUAUGUUCUGCAUCAUGGUGAGUCAGUCAAGCUUACUUACUGAAAUACCUUUGGCGCCUCAAUCUUUAUUUUUGUUGUGCUGUACUUUCAUACGCCCCUCCUCAGCCCCCCCCUCCACCAUUAUAAAUGAACUGUCCCCAUGAGUACUAUCAGCCAACCCUUUCCUUACCCACGUUAUUUUAAAGGCUUCCGCUUGUGGCAUAAAAAAAUGAGAGAGAACGAGAGCGAAACGAGAAUUUACAUGUGGUUUAGUUAAACUAAGUUGAAAAAACUAAAUUUCUGUAAAGUUGCUAAAUAGUCUACAUAAAUAAUUAUUAACCUUGAUAAAAUUUUUUUUUUUUCCAAAUGUUUACCUUUUUAACUUUGGGUAUAUUUGAAUUUCCCACUGAAGGUUGCUUGAUGCACUGCGUGUUGCCUACUGUGACCCUGUCAACCACUGAUCUACAAAAUUAUCGCCUGUUCUUCUCUUCUCUCAGUAAGUUUUCUAACUACUAUAAAGUUCAUUACAAAGCUCGAAAUUUGCGUUUAAGGCCUGUUGCCUAUGUUAUGAAAUAGAUAUAUCUGACUGAAUAAAUCGCGAUGUCCAUUUUGGUGGAGUUAGAAAGGUAACCUGCGUAGCUGGCGGUUUUAUUCGGGCGCGCGUGCAAACAAGGUUAGUGAGUAGCAAAGCGGCGAAGAGCGCGUGAACGAGCACCCCAAUCUCCUCGCAGCUUCGCUGCUGUCGCCCGCGCUAACUUAACUUGUUUGCCCAACCAGACAAAACCACCAGCUUCGCAAGCUAUCAAAAAGGCAAAUAGUUGGCUUCAUACACUUUCUAUCAAAAAAACAUAGGCCAGACACUAGCAGGCACAUGGCCUGGUACUUCUGAGCACUGAACGAUGCUUCUUUGGAAGACAUUGCAGGAUUAUUCAGUAAAUUAACUCUUCAUCAUUUUAUUCAUUAGUAACGCGUGUAGAAAAAUAUCCGAGAACCCUUUAAUGAACUGAUGGGAAUAGUCCUUUUUACCUUCAGCUACUUUAGAGCGGCAUUAUUAAUGACUGAAUUUUAACUCAUUAGAUGAUUAUUUAAUGGUGUUUCUUCCUGGUCGCUUCAUGCACUUGUUGAACUGUAGUCCAGAACGAGAACCUUGCCAUCACAUCAUCUUGCAAGGUAAAUCCAACUCUCGGUACUGUUAAUCCUAAAAGGUGAGACAGGGUGCUUCAAAAAUUUCUGUCGUGAAAAGUAUGACUUCCGUAUAUCGUUAUUGUGGCUGGCUUUUGUGCCAAUUGUCAUCCCACUAUGCCACAGUCAAAAGAUCAAAGUGGAACUAAAGGUCUUAAGACUUCAGUCCCAAGCACUGAAAAAAAGUACAUUUUAACAACCUUGAAGCUCAGCUCCUGUUCAUGAACCAAGUUAUAUUGGAAACAUGUAGUGGUAGUUGUCUACCAAAAAGCAUGCUUAGGAUGUCUAGGAUCGGCGCAAGGUAUCUUGAGGGUGGGGGUUUCUUGAGGGUGUAAGUAUGUGUGCUCUUUACGUUGCAUUGGGCUACCCUGUAUGGUUGUUAUCGUAGGCAACGCUAUUGGUUAUCUUUUUUUUCUCUGAUGUGUGGCUCCGCGAAGAAAUGUCGGAAAAAAAUAAAGGAAUUCAUUUAAGCUCGGUUAUUAAAUUAGUCGUGUGCUUCCAUUCAGGUGAUGCUGUCCCAAAGCUUUCUUCCACGGACGUUUCGUCAGAUGAGCCGCGGUUGCUAUUGUAUCUAAAUAAAGAAAUUUCUACUUCUUUACAAACAGGUGAAAAAGAGUGGUUUAAAUUUAUUUCUUCUAAACAAGACUAAAAUACUUCAUGUAUCAUAUCUUUGUUUCUCACUUUUUCGUUUUUGAUUUUUUUCUGUUCUUUCUUUGAAUGUAAGGUUUUUUCCUGUUUUUGGCCAGCCGCCCUCUUUAUCAUAAUUUUUCUAAACGUAUUUACUUACUUUAUAAGGUAAAGUUCUGUCUCUUCUUUCCUUAGGGCCUUACAUUUUUGACAGCAUGUCUGGCAAUGCAUACAAGUACAAUUUUGAUAAGGCAGCUCUUGCAGACCUUUUUGCUAGGUAUGUCGCUCAUCAACGCAGCUGUAUAAGCGUGUUCCAUGCUAUGAAUAUGACUGAGAACCCGAGACCGGGCUGGUUUAUCAGAUAGCCCACCUUUUCACAAAAACACUGAGAAUGUUUUUAAAUGUAAAUAGUGAUAAGGCGAGAUUUCCGACCGGUUGACUAAGCUUUUAUAAGGAGACUUUUACCUUUUUGAACAAAAAGAUUUAAUCUUUUGGAUAGCAUUUUUCCACGCCUUUUUUGUGAGCUAAGCCCCUUAAAUAUAAGAGCAGAAGUGGUGGUGAGGUUUGAUUAUUACAGAAGAUGCCAUUUACUUUUCAUGUUUAAGGUGAUGUUAUACGGGACAAUUCGCAACGAUAACUUUAAGCGCAACAAGGCGUUGCAAUGUUGAAACAAUGCUGCAACCAUUCGAAACAAUAUCGCAACAAUGUUGCAACGCUGUAUUGCGCUAAAAAUCGUCGUUGCGAAUUGUCCCGUGUAACAUCACCUUUCGACGUUCUCACAGUGUUAUUAGAGAGGUUAAGCAUCACGUUUACUGAUCAUUAUUUCUACACGUAAAUUAGUAGUUUACAGCAAUUUUAUAUCCAUAAGAAUUGUUUUGAGCUGUUUUUAUCUGCUCAUUUUCUAUUUUGAGAAAUUCUCAACUUGAAUCUAACGUUUGCCGUUUGCCGUAUAUGUGACGCUUAAACUCUCUAUUACGGAGCUACGUCAACCGGCAUUGGACUUUUGCAUUCUUAGCUUUGCUUCUGCCCAAAUUUUCGGACAAAUCGUCCUUAUAAGAGUGAAGACACUUGGCAGUACAAAUUUGCUAGCGUUAAGGAACCCCCCCCCCCCCCCCCCCCCCGGGCGACCCCCCUUUUUUAAAAGGGGGGGGGGGGGGUUUUUUUUUUUUUUUUUUUUUUUUUUUUUUUUUGGAGGACCCCAUAAUCAAAACGAACCUUUUGCCCUUCUUCCUUCUGUUUUUUUUUCUUUUAAGGGUUUUUCUUUUAAAAAAAAAGUGGGUUGUCAGACAAAAAACCAACCUAUACUCUCUUUUUGUUGGUGACGCCUACUCCCAUUGUUCUUUUUGUUGUUUUCUUUUUUUUUCCCCCCCUUUUUGUGCAAACUCGUCCUUAUAAAAAUAGGGCCACUUGUGGGUAAUAAUUUUCAGGGCGAUAGGACCCCCCCCCCCCCCCCCUUGCGUAAGCUCCCUAUUUAUAAAAGGGUGGUGGAGUGAUCUUAAUUGAUUAUUUUUUCAUUAUUUUGUCUGGACAGGACCCAUAUGCCAAGUACACGUUUGGCCAUACUUCAUCUGGCUGUUAUUCACUUAAGAGAUUCUAACUUAAUAAAACAGGUGAGGUUUCCAGCAAGAAACCCUAUUCACGGGUAACCGCAAAGACAGUCCAUGGGCAAACCAAAAAAGAACCUGUUCCCAGGAACCUAACACAAUCCUUUGAAUACUGUUAUUCUCAAUUCAUGCUUAGAUGUGACCAGGUCAAACAUUCUCUGUACAAUCUUCCUUAAUGCUGGGGAGCCUAAGCAACGACGACUACAACGAUAGUGAAAGCGUUGCUAAAAAAAUUCUUUAUCGCGCCUAUUUGUACCCGCUCAAUUUGUCAAAUGUAGGCGAUUUCUCCUGAAGUUGAAUUCUUAGGGGCUUUUAUCUAGCUUCAAAAAGAGAAAGUAUGUUCACUUCCUCCAUAAAACGUCGAAUUCGGAGGUUUCAUGUCGUAGUCGUGUAGUGGACGUCAAAGAAAUGUACUGAAAAAGCGUGCUCGUGGAGAGCUGUUGUUUGCUCAUGAAACCGUCGUCGUCAUUGCUUAAGUUCCCUAAAGCUACGUGCAAACGGACGCAACAACUUCCAACAUUGUUGGGCCAACAAUGAUGGGAGUUGUUGCGUCUGUGUUGGCAGUGGUGUGCAAACAGAUGCAACACCUCCCAACAGUGUUGGGACCUGCAGUGAAUCGUGGGAAGGAUACAGCCCAUAAGACUUAGAAGACCAUUUGUAAUGCGCGUGCGUGGCCCCAACAAUGUUGGGUGUGUUGACGGAUCCAUUGUUGCGCUAUCCUUUGGCGAUCACGGAACAAAAGAAAUGCUGGGGGUUGGCUCAAAAGUUUGACAACAACUUCUAACAACACGCAGCGACAUGCAAAUGGACACAACAUGGAACAUCCAACAAUGUUGCGUCCGUUUGUACUGGGCUUGAUAAUGCUGCAAAACAGCCGCAUUAUUGCGUUGGUAAUGAUUGGCAACAGCAGUAAAGAAAAAGUUUAAGAACUGAAUAAUUUACACUUGCUUUAAAAGCAGCGAUGUUAGUUUGAGAGGAAGGGACCAAAUAUUUUGAGGUUUGUUUCUUCAUUUAGUGAAAAUGCAGUUUCUGUAAUUUUGUAACUUCCUCAGAUUUUUGAGCACCUAAGCCACGACCCUGCAAGUCCAGAGUGUUUAGACUUUCUGCGAGAAUAUCUUGUGGGUAAGUAGUCACUUUUUGUUUAAUUUCAAUUUAAGACGGAUACCUGACACUUAUGCCCAAGAUUGAACGCAGGUCUUUUUUUAAUACAAUUAUUUCAUGCAUGAAUAUGACUGGGUUAUUUCUUUCUUUUUUAACAUGUUUAUCUUGAGGACACUGUUUGAUCGUUUUUUACAGCUACCUCUUGUAUUCAGUGUCCUCAAGGGAGAAUACCGACUUAAUACAGGUUUAAAUGCAUUACUAUUCGACAGGUUCAACGUAUGGAACUUUUAGAAGAGAACUGGAAAGAGAAGUAAUCACCUUAAUUCCGUUCACUUGUGUUGACACCUACAGAGGCCAUUUGGAAAAGGUGAAAUUUAUACUCCACAAAAAUACUAGCUGCAUGUUCUGAGGCCAUGUACAUGCAGGUUCUUUACCAUUUACAAAAACUUUCCGGAAAAUCCGGGUGGAAAGUAAAUGGAAUACGACUUUUUUGGGUUGUUAAGGGGGCAACGGAACAUCUUAAAAGGUAGUCCUUUUUUCCGGACGGAAUGUUCCAAACGGAAAUUGGAGUUCCAUUUCUUCAAAGCCGUCUUUGAUACCAGUUCCAGGCUUUCGCGGCCGUUUUUUGGCAGAUAGAACUGAUUUGAGCAAAUGGUAAACGCGAUUCCGGGAAGAAAUUUAUCACGCCUGAACUUCGUUUACCAUUUACGCUAACAGUGAACCGACCGGUAAACAACCGCAGCUUUUUUUUUAUUUUUUAUUUUAAUUUGAGGCGUUAUGUAAUGCAUAAGCUGUGCGAAAGGUGCGUCACGAUCACGUUUUUGAUGCUUAAAAGAAAUUGUUCAAUUCUAAUUGGCUAAAAAGGAGUGUCGUCUAUAGACUGCAAAUUUCACGAGCCUAAAUUUUGUUGGUCUUCGAAAAGUUUACUCGUGUUUAUUUAUUCCAUAUUGCGCUCGAGAUCUUAUGAUUUCCUCUACAAAUUCAAUAUAGAGCAAGCCCUGCCACUUGAUUGUUCUUUAUUUCACUUUUUUGCAGGAUAUCAACAGAAAAAGAAUUGCCCAAAUUUCCUGCUCGUUUGUAAAAGAUAACAACAUUGAAUUUCAGGGUGUAAAGGUUCGUAAACGCUUCUCAGUCUCUUAAUAGAAACCAAUCGACCCUCUGUAACAAGACUUUGAUCCCGCGUUUGUCUCUGACUUUAUUGUUUUGUUCCUCUCUCAGGGAAAAAUGAAACAAGGUGAUUUUUGGACAGCUCUACUUCAAAAUACAAAGCGACUGCCUCCACGGUCAGUACCACAUCAGUUACGAGCGUAUGGUACACAGUUCCCUAGUCAGUAGAACCUGUUAUUUGUGGGGUCUUGUAAGAGCUGCCUAUAUAGGCGAAUCUUUGUUUACAUUUUUUGCCUCAUUAGCACAUGCCUUGUAUUCUCUGAUCAAGCUCUUAAAAAAAACUCUCUGAAUAUCGUCAGAGCAUACAACUUCAGUUAUCUGUGUAAAUUUGAACCAGAUAUACCGAAUAUUUUAGAAGAAAUUAUCAUUGGAAAACUCCGAACUUAGCAAAGAAUGUAUGGGCUUAUUAGGGAGUUUGAGCGGCAACGUUUUGAGUGACGCACGUCAACCGAAGUGAGCGUUUUUCUUUUAAAUAUAUCUUGACGCUACUACUCUUAUAGAGACGAUUUGCCCAAGAAUUUGCUCAAAAUCACAGCUCAAGAGUGCAAAAAUUUCACUUCCGGUUGACGUGCGUUGCUCAAAAACGUCGUUGCUUAAACUCCGUUUUAAAAGGCUGAUAUGGCAACAGAACCGGAACGUCAUUUGAUGACGAGCAAGCGCGUGGAAAGGACUUAACUCGACUUCCUGUGCCAAAUUUGCCGCUUUGCCAUUGGUCUAGCCAGUUGUUUGAUUUGCGCGCGCAGUCGCGUCAACUGAAGUUCCCGUUCUGUUGCUAAAUCAGCCUAAUAAACGCUUUUGCUACCCAGCGAUUUUGCAGUUUUUGAUAGCUGCUAUUUACCUUUUAUUAGGUACAAAGAGCUGAAAAGUGCAAAAAUUGUUCAAAUUAACCAACUCUUUAAACUUUUGAAUUUAAGUUGAGCAAACGGUGACGCCUUCUAUGGGUUAACUCGUAUGCUAACGAGCAAAAAUGUGAAGAAUGUCGUCAGCAAAGUGUCGCCUAUAUCUCCCCGUUAUGAGCAGUAACGACGAGAAAGAUUUGUGGCGCACUCGACUGGCCGUAAUACAAAUAAAUGAAAUUAAAAGGAUUGAUUUUUAAAAUCAAGUGUUUGUGACAUGUGACCUCUACUAGCCUGAGUAUCAGGCCUUCCUUCCAUCUUUCCCCUUUUCCCCAGAAACGCCUGAUACUCAGGCUAGACCUCUACAAACUUAGCAGACAUAGAUGUUGGUUGACGUUUUGGGUGUGGUAAUUUGUGCUAAUGAAUUUAAAACAACGGAAAAACAAAAAUUAACUGAAGUAAAAAAAUAAAUUGCAACAUAUACAACUGUCCACUUAGUGUUUGGGUGAUCACUUCCCCACCACCCACUCAGUUGUUCGACCAAGUUAAGUGGUCGCCAUCAUUAAAAGCCGAAGGGGAUUGGAAAAAAACUUGAACAGAACGGCUUGUUUUUAAAGAAGGUUCUAAAUUGUUCCAGAGCUUAAUAGCUCGAUAGUAAAGGGUUCUUUUUUCGGAGGCUGAUGUGAAAAGAGCGAUGUUUAGUUUUUGGCUACUUCGAGUUGUUCUUUUGCUAACUUGCUCACGAGGUAAGAAUUGGGAAGUAAGAUAUUCAGGGGCGUGACCGGUCAUGCAUCUGAAGGCCAUGAUAGCUUGGCGAUUGUACAGUUGGUCCUUAACAGGCAACCGGUGUAGUCACUCUAACCUCUGUGCUAGGCCAUAUGAAUUAUGUUCUUUUAUGAGAAAAAAUGCUGGAUAUUGAUCAAUAUUUACGUUUAGAUGGUCAACCCGGUUUUAACACACCGGUUUCUGCCUUAUGCUACAUAGAAUCCUUUAGAUAAAGGCCUUGUUUGCUUUGUAUGAUUGUAAAUUUCUUAGAAGAAUUUUCUUUAUUUUUCUGUUGAUCGCGGAUUAAGGUUCCAGUUAAAAGUCCCGGAUGCUGAUUUGUUUGAACAGGAGUCUGAUAGUGACGAGGAGGUGGGAAGAAGUUAGUCUUAUGAUGCAUGUUUUUGUCUUGUCACUACUGUUUUAGGUAAAUUCUGUGCAGAAGAAGAAGAUGUCAAACAAAUUUCAUCAAGGAGCAUUAAUCAUAAUUUUUUUUAGCGGUUUUUGCAGGCAUGGCAUUAAAACUUAAAAAAGCUGGCUUAACUUUGUCAAGUUUCCAUCCAAGUUUGAAACUGUUUCUAAACUUUACUGGGAACCAACUUCGGAAUUUGCUAAAUUAUUCUAGCUGCAACAUUAAUUCCCGUCUAAACCAUUUAACGGCAGUUUGCGUUGUGAAAAUGCAUGCGGAUAAUAUGUUUAUGUUAAUGACGUUAUGAUUUUUAUUGCAGACCGAGGAUGCACCACAGGAGACCAGUCUCGUGCAGUCGCUCUACAGAAGACUUUCUGUUUCCAAGUAAUGGCAUGUUUAUUAAUUCCCUUAUGCAUAGUAAACAGCGCGAAUUCCUGUCUUCAAAGUACUUCGUGGUUUGCUAUUCUCGACAAAAAUAUUCUCUCAUGUUGGAAUCCGCCACUAUGAAAAUCAGAAGGAAACUGGUACGAGUAAACUUUCGCAAAGACUUGUGGGACUGCUACAAGGUACAAGACUAAUAGCUGAUUGGCGCGUCCGCAUUAACGAUCCCAGAAACAAUUGCGGGGCAUAUUUCAGCUCCAGUUUCCUCCUCGGUUUUAAAGAUGGCGAAUAGACCUUAUUCAAGACACCCGCCAUCUUUGCACGCGCUUAAGGACUGAUGGGAGAGCAAUGAUGUCACGUGGUUUCUCAGGGGGCAAACAAAAAAUGAAAUUUGCCAAUGCAAGAAACCGUUUCGGCUCCAGACCCCUUCACGUUUUUAAAGUGGUGAAUUAACAGGGUCUUUCGUUCCAUAGGCGGCUUUCUCGUGCGGGAAGUAGUGAGUCUCUUUCCUCUCAUGGAAGCAACAGUAAGUUUUAAUGACGUUUUUGACUCUUUUGCGCAUUUUGGUAGCUUACUACCAGUUUUAUUGAAAGUGAGGAAAUUAUAUCAACAACUAACGUUGGGCGGAACGAGAACCUGUACUGAUGUUUGUUAUCUUCCUUAUAACCAGGAAAUAGAGAUUCCUUCGAUACCACAGAACAACGCAGAUCAGUUUUUGAGAUCAAAAAACAAAAUUUGGUGAGUAUACUACACAUCUUGUACGUAUGUAAUAUGCAGAGAGUACGAGCAUGUUGACUGGCCCUCUUUACAAUCCUACGAAUACAGCCGACUCUCAUCGCUAGGGACGCUUCAAAGCGUGCCUGGCGCCAAGGAGCGCUGAGAGGAGGCUGUAUUCCAGGGUUAUUCCUGUACAGCAUACUAUUCAAUCUAUCUUCAACACCUUGAUGGUAGCCCCCAGGCUUGUUGUUCACAAGCAAAUUAACGCUUACACGGGAAAAGGGUGGGCUUUUAAUGUAUUUAAGGGCUUUUAUUAUCACAGGGUGACGUUGGAAAUAGUUCAGCAGCAGUCUCUGGGUUGGCAAUUAUUCCAAUCUAACUUCCAGUCUUUUACGAGGAGCAGGGUAGCAAUUAAUUUUGAUGAAUUUCAGGGUUUUGCUAUACCUUUUUCUUGUCUAUAUUUUGCAGACUAUAGAUUGUCUGGCAUCUCAUUUACAAAACCAUUUACCAAGGGAAGCUAAAGUUAAAAUACAAAAUAUCGCUAUUGAAUAUGUCAAGUGCCAGGUGUGUAUUCUUAUUGACACAAGCUAUCCACCUUUAAGCUUCUACUUUAAUCGAAUUUGACUCACCAAUGGAGCAUUUCAGUGUCGGAGAACCCAGGGUUUCAAUAUUCGCCAAUUUCAAGUAAGUCCGGGUCAAGUCACAAAGUUGAUUGAUUGUGAAUCCAUACCAGCGGAUGUAAAAUCACGAUAGCUGAUUGGUAGUUCUCCUAGCUUGACGACUUUGAGCUGGACAGUGUCAAAAAUAUAAUUUCCUAAACAUGUUAAAGCUAUGGAUUCAAUUCAAUUAUCGUUAUGUAAUUACUUUUACCCAUCUACGACAGAAUAAGACAACAAUAUGAUGUAAACACAGAAACUUUGUAGUAAAUAUAAAUUUUUGUAAAAAUACUUACAUAACGACUAGACAAGAAGCUCAGGGACAAAUAAUUUGGCAAUCAACGUUUUAUUUUCGGUCAUUGUUGUUGCUUUUCGUUUGGUUCCGCCAAAAGUGCAUGAUGUUGGCUUGCUAAUGUUUUCAUUUUUUUACUACGUAAUUUAUUAAUCGCACCGUUUUCAAUCUCUACAAACUACAUUCAAUUUUUCUUAUUUCUACAGGCACGCCAAUCGGAGCAGUUGCUUCGUUUGUUUAAUCAAGCUUUGGAGUUCACUGAUAACCCGUUCACUUUGCCUCUGUAAGAUUUGCAUUGUAUUUAUUUUUCAAUCAACGUGGUUUUGUAAAAUACAACAACCGCAAAACGGUCUAGCAUUAAAAAAGAAAAACUCUGGAGUGCAAGUUCUUAACAACAGAGAUCUUACGAUAGAGUUUUUCGGUAGUUCCGGCUAACCGCUAACUACAAAAAGUCACAUGACUAGUACCUUGCAGUCAGGUUUGAGGUUUGGGGUUUACAGUGUAUACGGCGAGACCACGCUCCAGAGGUAAGUGAUUUAUCGCAAGGUUUUUUGCACCCUAAAACAUCACAAUCCCACGUUUGAGAGGUUACUAAUUAUCGAAUUCUUUUUCAUCUGAACGUAAUCUUGAAGACGAUUUCUCAGCUAAACAUGGCAGCCGCCAGCAACCACCCGCGAAUCUUAUGUCCCAAAUAUGAGCAGACGGCUAACGUAAAACCGCGGUCUAUCGCUUACGUUAAGAUAGCCAAACCUCGUGCGUAAGGUCUCAAAUAACAUGAAAAAGCCGGAAACCGUUAGACAGGUUAAAAAUGGAAUACCGGUUAAGCUUUGAUUCCCUCACAAGGUAAAAGAUCUCCGUUGCCAUGGUGACAUAAGAAUUCGCGCCUUUCCCAGUAAAAAAUGUUGAAGUGAAGUUACUUGGUAUUUCAUCGGUGUUUUUUAAAAUGAACAGAACUUUGCAAAGCAGCUUGGAGAUACAAAAUGUCUUCUUCUCGUGUUGAAAAAUAUUUCAGCAAUUUGUAUUUUUCAACACUCGAACAGAAACUUUGUAUCUCCGCGCGACCAUGUGAUAUCCUCUGUUUAUCUCAUGCUCUAUUGAGUGGUUUAAAUUCUCCUGGAUAGCUAGUACCCUUGGGUAGUUUGUACGUCUUCUACCUUGUAAGCAUCCUCGUUUUUUUUCUUUUUUCAGCAGACCCUUAAGGACUUUGUUUGUUUGUUUGUUUGUUUGCCUUGUUGUUUUUAAUGCAGUCGGUCUUAUUGCAGAUCUAUGCGUGGGACAAUGCGUGAAGUGGUUUAUUUUCAGUUGGUAGAGAGAUAUUGCACAGCGGUCUCUGAGCUCAAUUUUCCUUUUAGUACUGGUAUGUUUCUGAAAAUAAUAAUAAUAAAAAAUCAGUCAUGCAGGUAUUCAAUCUUAUUUUUACUGUUAUUUUCAUCGCGAAUUGUCAGAGAAUGAAUGUGCUUCCUCAAAUAAAACUGGCUACCAAAUCUCUCGAUCAGUGGAAUAAUUUUAAUGAAAAUGAGUACGAUUAAGUGGUACCUCAUCCACAAGGCAAGGUUUCGGCGUUGACCACAAUACAGAUCGUAUUAAGACCUUUCCUUUAAAGGCGUCCCCGAUUAGUAGGCUACGGCUGUACGUGUAGCCAGCUGGAAGAUUUGACACGUUAAUAAAGUUGCAUGUUCAGUUCAGUUGAGUUCACAACUAAACAGUCACGCGGUAAAAACAAAAAUAAAACAACAACAACAACAAAUAACACUUUACUGGGACGCAGUAUCAAUGUCGUUGUUUUACAUUGAAAUUUACAGGGUUUCGUUCAAGUAUGACCUGUCUUGGAUUUAGAUGCUUGGAUCGAAGGUAUUAACUAUUUCCGAUCUCCCUAAAAUAAAUACAUGUAUGCUGGUAGAUCUUAGACUGUGGAUAAUCUUUGAGUAUUUUAAUCGUUCUUUUCAUGCAGAAUGUUUUUGCAGUACGUGGAUAAUGGCGUGUUACAUUUGACGAGGAAAUUUAUUUCUCGUCUUGUUGAAGGUACUUUAAUGUUAGUAUUCUCUUCCGGUUUUAUUUUUCGUUCUGUUGAGGUUUGGAAAUCACCUUGUCAUCUUUUUGGGGCCAUACUCAACCAUCAGACAAUCUCAUCACUAGGGAGGUCACAACUUAGUAAGCUGUAACCUCCCUUGUGUGAACAGUACUGAUCAAGUCACUGUAGAUGAAUGUCCUUUUUAUUAGAGGAGGAUUUCCUUGAAAAGAAGUGCUUUUCUUUCGCAGAGUUUGAUGGUGAAAGGGAGGAAGAAGAUUUUGUCUUUCAAAUCAUUUGUCGCCUGAAAUACGUAAGUCAACUCUGUUAAGUGACAAGUAAAGAUACUUAAACAACAUGGGGAAUGUAUUCGAACUUGCGGAGCAAAGAUUUCUGGAAUCGUUUGGGGCAGGGACAAGGGUUAGUGACGAUUUGUUGAUUGUGUUCAAAGGCAACCAUUAGCCAUUCAUUGCUUACACUGUCCAACGAACGAUCUAUGACUGAAAUCAUUGCGCUAAAAGCUUUUCCCAAUUCUCCAGCCAAGGACUCCGCGCCCCAUUUUUUGGACAUAACGAGCUUCUUGUUUUUUGCUUUUUCGUUUGGUUUUUCUCACGUGCAGGAUGCCGCCAAAGAUGCCUUACUGCAUUGGGAACACCCAUUCAAAGCCAGGUGAUUUGAUGAUUGUCCACUUGUGACUUAUCCUUAUAUGAUUGCCCGUUAUAGGAAAAGAAAACAAAGUCAGUACUGUCAUUUAACCGUCAUGACUUCUUUGACAAGCUAACACCUGCGCUUUUCCUAAAAGUAAUAAGCUUUUUUGAUUUUGUUAAAAACGUUUCUUACAGCUGGUCUUUGUUUAGCGAGCCUCGGUAAUCUUGCAUGUAUUAUACAGCUUAACAGACUGAAAUUAAUGUCUAUUUUGAGGUGCGCUUUUUUAGGUUUUUUUAUCAUCAUUGUUUAUAUUCGUGAACAUUUACGGACAUUGUAAUUAGCCGUAGCUUAUUUUUUUUGCUACCUUGAAGUCUAUAUCGAUUUCUUUAUGUUUGUUGUCAGGUAUCUUUCCCAGCGGAUUGUGGAAGACUUGUUGAUGACAGACAGUCCUGGAGGUAUUGCUUUUUUUGUGUGUAUGUUUGUAAUAGUUUGUUUGCUAACAAUAUAGUUCAAUGACCACACAUUAGUGUAAUGACCAAAGACCACAAUCGGAAGGACAGCCUCAAGUACAUAAGGUGUUUGAAUACAAUUGUGCUGCAUUAACUGGUAAAUAAUUAAUGCCAUAAAAUCAAGGUAGGGAAAUAUCUCCAGUUCAGUUAUGAAGUUCUUGUGAGCUGUUCUCUAGCUUAUCAUUUGAAAACGAACACAGACUGACAGUAAUGGAAAAAGUUGGAUUUGACUCCAUUGUCGCUCGUUACCGGAAAACUGUGGUACCUCAGCUGUCCCUGCGUGCCUGAGUCGACUACCAUCAACGCAUGCAUGUUCAGUAAUCAAACAAACUUCAUUUUGUACUGAAUGAUAUUUUAAACAAAAAAAAAGUAAACGACUCAAACACCUUGGAGAAAGUACAACGUAGAGCAUCCCAUAUUGGGCUAGACAGGUCCUUAAAUGGCCAACACUUCAACAAAGAAGAUUAUUUUCGUCGCUUACCGAGUGUUAUAAGACAAUAAACAGACCUAAUGGACUAGAUGCCACGGCAUUUUUUAUGUUUGCACGUGACUUUCGACCCUCAAGAGCUAAUCACAGUUUUAAACUUAAGUUUGCAUCGGCAACUUUGAAUAGUUUUAAACAUUCUUUUUUUAUACGCGUAAUCGAUAAGUGGAAUUAUCUGCCCAAGGAAAUUGCUGAGGCGAAAAAUUUGAACAUUUUUGAGAACAGACUGAGAUGUCAUCUUGCAAAUUUUUCUAGUGAACACUAAGUUCUUCAAACGUGUAAUGUAUUAUAUAUUUUAUAUUUUAUAUUUAAUAUUUUAAACAGUUGUAAAUAAUUAAUGUUCUUAAUUUAUCUUAUUAUCAGGAGAUUAACUAGAGAGGGAUUUGUGAAUAAACAGUUAUUAACUUAUUAUUACAUUUAAUUAUUAAACAAUCACAUGUCUGAUUGAUGGUUUAUCGACAGGUGCGCGUGAGAAUUUGGAUUACUCGUACAGUGGCGCAAGAGACGCCACUUCUAAUGGGAGACCAGCAAGUUUGUCGAGUAAGUCACCCUCAUUUGUAUUUUAUGGAACUGGCAGUAACAGUUCAAUUUAAGUUGGCUCCGUUAUUUAAAGAAAUCGAAUUGAUGGCUCGUCUUAACAUAGAGCAAUCCUUUGUCGAAAUUCCAAACCAAUUUCACAGCUGAAUUUCGAAGGACUUUAUGUUACGGCACUCUGCGUCAAAAAUUUCACUGAAAGUUCUUUGGCAUAAUUUUUUUGAUUACAUCAAUAAAAUCUGAUACCAGAAAUUUCAGUCAAAAAUAUCAACAAAAUUCUUGACUAGACGAGAUUUCUUUGAAAUUAAGCAUUAAUUGCGAAAACAAAUAUUUAAUUACCACCAGUAAAAUCGAAUUAUUUCAUAUGAUAGUCGUAGUUCUCUUUAAAGUUUCGUAGUAAUUGCUUUAAAACCGAAAAAGUUAUGAGUAAAAGUUUGUUAUAGUUCAAUGCGCCUUGAAUAACGGAGCCACCUUAAACAGCAGACAAAUGUUGACGACAGCGUUCAAUGAACGAUUUUACAACAGGACAGUACUGAUUCUUUACACUGUCUUCACAUUCACUUGAGUUGUCUCUAGAGUGAAUGCUACCGGUUCAGAGGCGAGAACCACCCCCCUCAGUCAGCGUAUAUAAUAAAGAGCACCACUGGAGAUCAUUGAUGCUGCAGCACAAGGUUCUAUCCUUAUACUUUUCUCGAUCUUUCAGUUUCUUCAGAUGGUGAUUCCGAUGUAUUUCGUCCACUCGCCACUCUGAUGUCAGCCCUAAAGAAAGGUGGUAAGUGAAUUGCUCACUCGCUUGUUUUCCCAUGAAGGCAGACUGGCCUGUUCAUACCUGUAUACAGCUAUUUCGAGAAAGGUUGUCGAAGAAACAUGUGCACGCGACAAUCCGAAAGGUAAUAUGGGAUAUGAUGAAUACACUGUUCCUGACACUGUAGCUGUCGAACUUAGUUUUGUUGCUUUCCUUUAGCACUUUCAAACAUAAGUCCAUGGCCUCUUGUGCCAUUUUUCAAAAUUUCUUUGAAGAACAGUGAAGUCUAAACCACCCACAAUACCUUUCGGGAUUGUCGCGUGCACUUUUUCCGACAACCUUUCUCGAAACAGCUGUAGAUCUAGAAACAAUCAGACAAAGAAACUUCAAGUAUUACCAAUCCUGGCAAGCUAUUUUAAGCGCUUUAUGUUUGCAUCAAGACCAUGGUUCUCCGGUGUAUACCUCAUCUUUUUUAGGUAUCCUGUGUGAGUGUGCACUUACGCGCAGUAUUUUAUGUUUACCAGUUUAGGUUUCUAAGAUAAGGGGCUGCGAAAUGUUUUAUUGUUUGGGUUCAUUAAAAUUCGACUUUGGGCAUCCGGUUAUGAUCUGUUAUGUUUCUGUUUUUUCAGGCCAUUUCUUUGCUACACUUAGAGUUGUUGUCCUAGCUCUUUUCUACGGGGACUUGUAUUGCAGUUAAUGAGCAAAGUCAGAAAUGACAAAUUUAAACCGGAAAAAUUCCAUGCCGUAAACGUAGGAUUCAUGAGUUUCACUCUAGCUUGUUGAUACUACCGCGUCUCUCUCGUAAUGUGAACCAUUUACUUUUAUACCUACAGCAGCGCAGAUUGACAAGCAAUCCGUUGUCUCAAAUGAAGAUCUCGACUACAUUGAGAUGCGUGCUUUGUUGGAAACACAGAGAGAAACUGUUGGUAGCUUGGGAACAAUUCCAUUCUAAAAACAUUUGUUAGCUGGGGAAUGUAAUUGCAACAAUACAGAACAACAGGAUCACUGGAGCGAGGAUCCAGAUCUAAAGAUGUUACGGUGACUUGCUUAGUCUGAAAUGUUAUACGUCUUCACCAUUUCAGACUACGACUUGCUACGACUUGCUUUGAUUCGAAGGAAUCAGUCCGAGCGGUUCCUUCCAGUGUUCCCCAUUAGGGCCAUUUAUAGGAGAAAAAAUAAGACGCGUCUUACAUAGGACGCGUCUUAAGUAAGACUCGAACUUUUUGUAUAAACGGCACAUUUCGUCUAAAAUAAGACGCGGCUUAGCUAAGACGCGUCUUAUUUUAGAACAGUUCUUAACACCUGUUCUUAGAUAAGACGCGUCUUAGCUAAGCCGAGAAAAACUUUGUAUAAAUGGCCUUCGCGUCUUACAUAAGACGCGAACGCAUAAUACGCAUGCGUAAAUUUUUGGCGCGCCACGUUGUAUUGCCGUUGCUACGGGCAACAUUCACAUGAAAACGAGUCAAGAACAGAAAUAAGACGCGAACCAUUUAUACGAGCUGUUCUUGUCUUAGAUAAGACAUGCUCGUAUAAAUGGUACAGUUCGCGUCUUAUUUAAGGCGCGUCUUAUGUAAGACGCGUCUCAUUUUUCCUCGUAUAAAUGGCCCUACUGUAAUCACUAUUGUCAUGGACAAGGUUAUCUGUAGUUAACAUUUUAAAGCUCUCGGGGUCCACGCGACGAGACCUCAAUUGUCCUUUGAUAAGGUUUGAUUUCGAAAAGUUUUUCUUUCGUUGUGCGACUGAAUUUGCAGCCAGUUACCGAUUUCUUGCGUUAAAACAGGGCUAAAAUGAUAAUGAGCUUUAGAUACAAGAACGAAAACGACUACGCGUACGAGAUUUGACU